Molecule: messenger RNA, 2429 nt
Organism: Oryza sativa Japonica Group (Japanese rice)
Lineage: Eukaryota; Viridiplantae; Streptophyta; Magnoliopsida; Poales; Poaceae
Product: phosphoenolpyruvate carboxykinase (ATP)
Biological process (GO): gluconeogenesis
Cellular component (GO): cytosol
Molecular function (GO): phosphoenolpyruvate carboxykinase (ATP) activity; ATP binding
Source: RefSeq, a predicted model, not a curated record
AUGGUUAACUCGCUGCCCCUUUAAAAGCGCACCCGGACUCCGCCCAAUACGCCCCACACCUCUCCACUCCUGUCCUGUCAUCUUGUACACUAUCGCGUUGCUGAUCUCCUCCUCGACUGCCUCGUUUCGCGCGACCGGAGACGGCCAUGGCGAGCACGCCGAACGGGCUGGCGCGGAUCGAGACGCACGGGGCGAAGACGAAGAAGCACGAGAACGGGAUAUGCCACGACGACAGCUCGGCGCCGGUGCGGGCGCAGACCAUCGACGAGCUCCACUCGCUGCAGCGGAAGCGGUCGGCGCCCACCACGCCCAUCAAGGACGGCGCCUCCUCGCCCUUCGCCGCCGCCCUCUCCGAGGAGGAGCGCCAGCGCCAGCAGCUCCAGUCCAUCAGCGCGUCGUUGGCGUCGCUGACGCGUGAGACCGGGCCGAAGGUCGUCAGGGGAGAUCCGGCGAGGAAGGGCGAGGCCGCGGCGAAGGGCGCGCCGUCGCCGCACCCGCAGCCGGUGCACCACCACCACCCGCACGUCACCCCGACCAUCGCCGUCAGCGACAGCUCCCUCAAGUUCACCCAUGUGCUCUACAACCUCUCGCCUGCUGAGCUGUACGAGCAGGCGAUCAAGUACGAGAAGGGGUCGUUCAUCACGUCCACCGGCGCGCUGGCGACGCUGUCCGGCGCCAAGACCGGCCGGUCGCCGAGGGACAAGCGCAUCGUCAAGGAUGAGGCCUCCGCGCAGGAGCUUUGGUGGGGCAAGGGUUCGCCCAACAUCGAGAUGGACGAGCACACUUUCCUCACCAACAGGGAGAGGGCCGUCGACUACCUCAACUCCCUUGACAAGGUGUUUGUGAACGACCAGUUCCUGAACUGGGACACGGAGAACCGGAUCAAAGUCCGUAUCAUCUCGGCCAGGGCGUACCACUCGCUCUUCAUGCACAACAUGUGCAUCCGGCCGACGGAGGAGGAGCUGGAGGAGUUCGGCACGCCGGACUUCACCAUAUACAACGCCGGGCAGUUCCCCUGCAACCGGUACACGCACUACAUGACGUCGUCGACGAGCGUAGACAUCAACCUCGCUAGGAGGGAGAUGGUGAUCCUCGGCACGCAGUACGCCGGGGAGAUGAAGAAGGGGCUCUUCGGGGUGAUGCACUACCUCAUGCCCAGGAGGGGCAUCCUCUCCCUGCACUCCGGCUGCAACAUGGGCAAGCAGGGCGACGUCGCCCUCUUCUUUGGACUGUCAGGUACUGGAAAGACUACUCUGUCAACUGACCACAACAGGCUGCUGAUCGGCGACGAUGAGCACUGCUGGAGUGACACUGGCGUGUCCAACAUCGAGGGUGGUUGCUAUGCCAAGUGCAUAGACUUGUCACAGGAGAAAGAGCCUGAUAUUUGGAAUGCCAUCAAGUUUGGGACCGUGUUGGAGAAUGUCGUCUUUGAUGAGCACACCCGUGAAGUUGAUUACACCGACAAAUCUGUCACCGAGAACACGCGCGCUGCUUACCCUAUCGAGUACAUCCCCAACGCCAAGAUACCGUGCGUCGGGCCACACCCGAAGAACGUCAUUCUCCUGGCAUGCGACGCUUUCGGCGUCCUCCCUCCUGUCAGCAAGCUAAACCUUCCACAGACCAUGUACCACUUCAUCAGUGGCUACACUGCUCUGGUUGCCGGCACGGAGGAUGGCAUCAAGGAGCCGCAGGCUACGUUCUCUGCUUGCUUCGGUGCAGCGUUCAUCAUGCUCCACCCGACCAAGUACGCCGCCAUGCUCGCCGAGAAGAUGCAGAAGUAUGGCGCCACCGGGUGGCUCGUCAACACCGGUUGGUCCGGUGGAAGGUACGGAGUUGGCAAGCGGAUCAGGCUGCCGUAUACCAGGAAGAUCAUCGACGCCAUCCACUCCGGUGAGCUCCUCACCGCCAACUACAAGAAGACGGAGGUGUUUGGCCUGGAGAUCCCCACUGAAAUCGACGGCAUCCCGUCUGAAAUCCUCGACCCGAUCAACACCUGGACGGACAAGGGCGCGUACAAGGAGACGCUCCUGAAGCUGGCUGGCCUGUUCAAGAAGAACUUCGAGGUGUUCGCCAACUACAAGAUCGGGGGAGACAGCAGCCUGACAGACAAGAUCCUCGCUGCUGGACCAAACUUUUGAGUUACUGAAGAAUAAAAAAUAUGCAGAUAAAGAACGCGAUGAAGCUAGUCAGUUGGUUACAAUAAAGAAGUGGGUCUAUGCGUGUUUGCCAAUGAUGAUGACGAAAAUGUUGGAUCGAUGUGCAGCUACCGGUAGAGUUUAGCUAGCUUCCUAUAAGUUUCAUGCGUGUCUGUUAGGUUCUGUCAGUUUGUCUAGCUUGACGGUGUGUAUGCAGUAUGCUCCAUUCCCCCUUCCCCUGUACACAUCUCUAUUUUCUGAAUUGGAAUUUGAAAGCAUCUUGAUUUGAUCAUA